Molecule: messenger RNA, 1404 nt
Organism: Scheffersomyces coipomensis
Lineage: Eukaryota; Fungi; Ascomycota; Pichiomycetes; Serinales; Debaryomycetaceae
Exons: 1
Coding region: 1-1404 (467 amino acids)
Biological process (GO): protein K48-linked deubiquitination
Cellular component (GO): cell periphery; cytosol
Molecular function (GO): cysteine-type carboxypeptidase activity; cysteine-type deubiquitinase activity; K48-linked deubiquitinase activity
Source: RefSeq, a predicted model, not a curated record
AUGUCUACUGCUGCCCAUACAGAGGAAACAGCUCUUGCAACAACAACAGCUCUAGUACCCACAAUUGAUGAGGUAAAGUUUCAUAUAAGAAUCAUCGAUUGGUCCUUGGAUUAUUAUAAUGAACUUGGAGAAGAUAGACUCAGCACUCCUAUAAUAUUACAAGACAUCAAUGGUCCAUGUCCUUUGAUUGCUCUUAUCAAUACUCUUCUGAUCACUUAUGAACUUAAGUUGAAAGAUAUCGCCAUCAAUUCCUUACAAAGUCAUGGUGAGAAAGAUGAUGAGAAAUUGGUGGCAUUGAAAGAAUUCAAAUCAUUAUUGACGAAACAAGAAGCUAAAAGUGGAUUCAUUGAAUUGAAGACUUUAUUAAGUCAAUUGGGAGAUCUUAUUUUAGUGUAUAACAAUGAAAAACAUAUCGAUGAUCAAGAUGGAAUCGAUAAGAUUUUAUCAAAUUUACCUAUUUUACAUACUGGAUUAUCGGUUAAUCCUAAUUUAAUCAAUGGAGAUUUCGUUCAACAUGAUUUAGCAUCACGAUUAUUUGAAUUAUUUGACCUCAAAUUCAAACAUGGAUGGAUUAUAAAUCAAAUUGAAAGUGAAAAUGAAGAGAAUUGGAAUGUAAGUCAUGCUCAUAUUGAACCUCCAGACGGUUCUUCGGAAGAAUUGGAGGUACCACCCAUUGAAGAUAAUUAUGCUAAAUUAAUCACACUAUUCAAUGAAUUACAAUCAUUUGAUGAGAUUCAAGAUUAUUUAUUGAUUGAUGAAGAUGAAGGUAUUGAAAAAUUACAAAAUCAAAGAUUAAUUAAUAAAUGGUUAGAUUUGAAUAAAACUCAAUUAACUCCAAUUGGAUUAACUCGAUUAAAUCAAGAAAUUGUUCCUGAAGAAGCCAUCAUAUUCUUCAGAAAUAAUCAUUUCAAUACGUUAUUCAAAAAAGGUGAUAAAGAUAUGUAUUUAUUAAUCACUGAUACUUCAUUCAAUAAUAAAUCGAAUAAAAUCGUUUGGCAAUCAUUUAAUUCUGUUAGUGGUAAAGAUGAUUUAUUCUUUAGUGGAGAUUUCUUACCUAUACUUGAAUUGGAUGCUAAUAUCAAUGAUGAAGGGUAUAAUGAUAAUGAUUAUUUGUUAUUGAAACAAUUACAAGAGGAAGAAGAUGAACAAUUGGCAAAACAAAUGCAACAAGUAUAUACUAGAAAAGUAAGUGAUUCGAACCAAAGCAAGAACAAAAAUAGUAAGGAUAAAAAGAGUAAAGAUAAAAAAUCAAAGCCAAAAAAGGUUGAACAGGAGUUACUUAUUCAACCUUCUACCUCAAAUCAAGGUGCUACACCUAAUCAAGCUCCAUCAAGUUCAACUAAAAGCAAUCCCAUUAAAGCUGGAAAGGCAGACAAUAAAAAAUCAGGUUGUAUAAUUGUAUAA